AUGGGCGGCAGUCAAGAAGAAUUUCCACUCUUGAAUAGCCUUGGCUUGUAUGCUGCCAACAUUCUCGGUGAUGGAAAUUGCCUUUUCCACGCACUUAGUGAUCAGCUGUACGGACACCAGAAAGAACACCAAGUCAUCCGUUCCAAAGUCAUCGACUACAUGCGAGAACAUGCCGACUACUACAAACAAUUCAUAGAUGCUCAACCCGGUGGUGGCACACGGAGGAAUCCCAAGAGAAAGAACGUCGGCUCCUUCUCCGCCGUUGCUGCUGCUCCAUCCGAGGCAGACAUAGACCACACGUUCCAAAACCACCUUGAGAGAAUGGCAAAAGGUGGCACAUAUGGUGACAACAUGGAGAUUUCGGCUUUUAGCUCGGCAUACAAUGUAGACGUCAAGAUCUACCAGCGAGACUUUGCCUACAUGAUCUCAGGCUCUGGUGACGACCGAGAGCGAGACGUUGCUCAUAUUGCUUACCAUGCCUGGGAGCACUACUCGUCCAUCCGCAACCUCGAUGGUCCUCACUCCGGCCCGCCCAAUGUCACUGUCAAAGCUUUGUCGCCCGACGAAGAGCAGAAACAGAAAGAGAAGCUAGCUCAGACACCUCACGUGCUCCCUUGGAUGGUCGACGUCGUCUCGUCCUCUCUUCCAUUCCUUGCCGACAAGCCUACCAUCAAACGCACUCUCGAAGAAUGCAAAGGCAACAUCGAUGCCGCCGUCGACAAGCUUAUGGGUGCUGAAGAAAACGGCAGCCUGUCAUCUGCACAAGAGAGCUCCAGCGUUGAGCGUGAAGCCGAUAGUGAAGACGAAUACCCUGGCAAGGAUGGACCAAACAAAAAGCGAGACCGCAGGCCAUCGUCACGACAGCAAUCUGGAGAAGCCAAGUCAGACGAAACGCGGGCCAAGUUCGGGACACAUAAUGACUCUUCUGAAUCCGUCAAAUCAGAACCUUCAGAAUCUUCGAAACCACAGCCUGACAAGAAGAACGACAUCGUUCCUGACACACGUCCAAGACCCACUAUCAGGCUGAAGUUCAAUUCACAGAAGGCAUCAACGCCAGCCCCUGCUCCAGGCAAAGGACCUCAACGUCAAACUGCUCGGGACAAGAAAGACAUGAAGAAGCAGGCUCAAAAGGCCGCUCGCAAAGAGCGGGAGCAGGCAGCGGCUGGUGGCGAUCGACCUGAAAGCCCAACCACUUCCGGCAUGAAGCUUCGCAGCAAAGGCAUGGUCAACACUCCACCCAUCGAGUCCGGUUUCCGCACUCUGUUCAUCUGA
Messenger RNA from Aureobasidium melanogenum CBS 110374, 1272 nucleotides. Its product is annotated as cysteine proteinase. The transcript has 3 exons. Gene Ontology annotation, biological process: protein deubiquitination. The coding region runs from base 1 to 1272 and encodes 423 amino acids. Lineage: Eukaryota; Fungi; Ascomycota; Dothideomycetes; Dothideales; Saccotheciaceae. The record is from RefSeq and is a predicted model, not a curated record. Gene Ontology annotation, molecular function: cysteine-type deubiquitinase activity.